AUGGUACGGACCCCAAUGGAUUUCUACAAACAGCGCCGAUUCAUUUGCCAGAUCACAGGGCACUCUGGCUUGACGUUUUUCGAAGCUCUCAAGAGCGAGCUUGCUGGCGCCGAAGAAGUCGAGCAGGCCUUCCCCGAAGCCCUCAAGGGCCCGGUGCUGCGACGCGUACAAUUCCAAACGGUCUCUCGAAUCGAUACCCUGGUAGACAUGGUUUUUGAAGAGUUCAGGGCGGACUACUACCCUGGCGAAGCAGUCACAGUCAGCACGGCAGACGGAGAGAGGUUGCAGGGCGUUGUCAGAGAAAAGACCCGGUUUGGAGGCAAGGUACUACCCGACGGCACCUUGACACCUCCCUACACUAGAUACACGGUCAGCCUCGACGAGAGACCCGGCGCCGAAGCUGUGGUUGACGACGAUCACAUCUGGCGCGAUCGCAAGAUCUUUACGAAGUCGGUCCUGCGCUCUUUUAUCAAGAAGACGGUGACGCGCGAGGCAUGGAACGGCGCCCCGUGGCUCGUCAAGCAGGACUAUGCGGCACAAUACCACAUCGACUCUCGGGUCCCGGCUCACCUGCGCUACGAUACAAAGUUGAUGGAGCGGAAGCAGAUCCAGGCACAGAAGCGAGCAAACCAGCCGCAUGGCCAAGAGGCAAACGGUGUAAACGGAGCUAUGCAGAACGGGCCGGCUAGGUUACCGGAACUGAAACCUGCACCAAAAAACCAGAAGGGCAAGCUGCAGCACCAAUCUCCGGAUUUCGACGGCAAGGGUUCGCAGGGCAUGCUUGCUGGACACGAAGGCGUAUUUCAGGCGCCUCCUCAUAAGAAUCCCUUCCAGCUCCCUCUCAACUUCAGAAACCAGCAAAUGCAGCACUCCAUGGCUGCUCCCGAAGUACCCCCACCGCCUCCGCCGCCAAAAUAUCCCAUCGAAGAUUUGCAGGUACCGAUGAGGGAGGGUGUUGUCAGACCGCCGCUGUCGUUCUUCUGCAAGGACCCUCCAGCCGAGACUGAUGACGCCACCAAGGGCAGCGCUGGCCCGCAGGACAAGAUUUCGAUGGAGUCAGUCGGCUUGUUCCUGGAGACGUGGGAUACGCUCAACGUCUACUGCGAGAUUUUCAAGCUGGAUUCAUUUACGUUUGACGACUUUGUUGAAGCGAUGUGCGCUGCAUCCGAAGAGACGACGAUUCAGCUAUUUGAAGAGAUUCACUGCGCCGUUCUGAAACAGCUCGUCAGCGCUGAGGCAGACGGUGGCAAGGUCAACGUCCCGCUGCCAGAAGUCGAGGAGGAGGAUGACUCUGAGGAGGAAGAGGAGGAAGAAGAAAAGGAGCCCACACCUGAACCUGACAGGCCGCCUGCUAGAGCCACUAGAAGCAGUCUGGCGAGGGCCGAGGCAGAGAGAUUGGCUGCGGAGGCGAGGGCCGCUGAGAAGGAGAGCGAAAAUGUGGAGCCCGAAAUCAAGCAUCGCGCAGACGAGGUUCUCGAGGACUACGACUGGAUUGAAGAACUCCGAAAGCGAAACUUCGCAAAUGGCGGCUGGGAGAGAAUCAUCGUUGGUCUGCUUCAUCAGCUGUCGAAGGACGAACGGCAUGAGAAACAAUGCGAAGACCUUCUCGCACAGAUCGUUCCCCCGGAGGUGGAGCAGCCCACGCAGGACACCGUCAGGGAGCAGUACGCCAACCUCGACGUUAACCUUCGCGUCCAGGCACUGCAAAUCAUCUGCUUGCUUACCACCAGAACCAAGGCCAUGCGCACGUACAUGGAGGAGUGCAGCGAACAGAUGACUGCUUUCCGCAAGGAGAAGAUUGACUGGCAGCGUCAGAGGAAACAAGCACUUGAGGAGCUGCGUGUUCUUAACGACCAGCGCAAGAUCUUGUUGCCCGACAACAUGCCACCGUCGCCGCCUCCUGAAGCGGAAAAGCAGGAUGAAGACGUCAAGAUGGCCGAUGCUGAUGACUCAGUCGCGGAUGCCGAGGAUGAAGUUGCCGACUCCGAAGAAGAGGGCGCUCCCCGCAGAAACAUCCGUCGUGCCAACGAUCGUGCUGCUGAGAGGCAGCGCAAGCGCGAAGAAGAAAAGAAGCGCAAAGAGAAGGCCGAGGCCGCGAAGGUGCCCAAGCAGUCGAAACAGUUCAUCAAGGUCCUCAAGGACAUCACCAAGAAGGAGGAGUUCAUCAAGAAGUGUGAAGAGGAAAUUGCCGUCAUCGACAACGACCUUCGCGAAGCAGACUGCGGUCGAACCAGGGUGCUUGGCAAGGAUCGAUUCUGGAACAGGUACUACUGGUUUGAGCGGAACGGAAUGCCCUACGGUGGGCUUCCAGACAGCUCUACCGCUGCCGCCGAAUACGCAAACGGUUGCAUAUGGGUCCAAGGACCUGACGACCUGGAGCGCGAGGGCUACAUCGACACCGAUCCCGAAUACCAGGCCGAGUACAAGACCAAAUUCGACAUGACUGUUCCAGAACGCAAAAAGCUGGAAGAGGGCACUACUAGCGUUUACAACGCGCGUCAGUGGGGCUUCUACAGCGAGCCGGAGCAAGUCGACGAGCUCCUGAAGUGGCUCGAUCCUCGUGGAUUCAACGAACUGCGACUCAGAAAAGAGAUUGUGGCCUUCAAGGACAAGAUCGUAAAGCACAUGGGAAACCGAAAGCAGUACCUCGCCAGCGCAGAGCCCGAGGAGAAGGAGGAGAAGAAGGAGAAGAGGAGAGACUCCAAGCGGAUGAGUACAAGGGGGCGCCAUCAUGAGCCGACGCCUGAACCGACGAAUUACCGCUGCUUGUCUUGGGAGAACACCACAGCUAUGGAGGAACUGGGUCACCUCCAUUCUGAGCCCCCUCCUCCCCCAAGACCCAGAAAGCAGACGACAAAGAAGAGGCAGGCCGUUGAGCCCUCUCCCUCUCCUGAGCCGGCACAGAAGACAAGACGGCGCAAGUAA
Messenger RNA from Colletotrichum chrysophilum, 2925 nucleotides. RefSeq lists its product as uncharacterized. Gene Ontology annotation, molecular function: DNA-binding transcription factor activity. Bases 1 to 2925 code for a protein of 974 amino acids. The transcript has 5 exons. Lineage: Eukaryota; Fungi; Ascomycota; Sordariomycetes; Glomerellales; Glomerellaceae. The record is from RefSeq and is a predicted model, not a curated record. Gene Ontology annotation, biological process: regulation of DNA-templated transcription.